CAACCACAGACCGGACCAGCCCAAGCAAGCGCCGGAGGCCGGAGCGCGUGCCUUCAGUUUCGACUCUCCCAGCCCUCCUUUUCCCGUCCAAAAACUCUCCCCCUUUCCAAGUCCAACCUAAACCUCAGCCCCCCUUCUCCUCCCCGCUCCACCUCCCUCCGCCUCUGCCCCGCACGCCACAGCAGAGCACCCAUCUUCCCAGCGCCCGUCACCCACCUCCACGGCCGGACGGGCGCCCGUCGCCAUCGCCCUUCCCCCCUCCCUCCCUCCCUGCCUCCGCGGAUAAGUAGUACGCACUCGCUUGCAAGGGACGCCGGACCCCGAGCUCUCACCGGCCGGCAGAUUGAUUCCUGCGCGAAUUCCUGCGAGCCAGAGCGCGGGACGAACCCGCCCGCGGCCGUGGGCGUCGAGCGGUCCGUCCGGCGCGCAUUCGGAGGGCGAGCUUGUGCGUAGGCGGCGGGGGAUGGGAAUGGAUCAGGGGGCGGAGGAGGCGCGGAGGAUGGCGAGCCUGCAGGCGGCGCGGAGCGCGCUGCGGGCGGGGGUGGAGCGGUCGCGGGCGCUGAGCCACGCGCUGGCGCGCUCGGGCGCCAGGGUCGGGGAGAUCCAGGCGCGGCUGGCGGCCACGGAGGCCGGGGUGCGCCCGAUCCGGGCGCCGCGGGACGCGCUCGAGGGGGCGGGGCCCAACAUCGACCGGGCAGUGGGCCCCGCCGCCGCCGUGCUCAAGGUGUUCGACGCCGUGCACGGCCUCGAGCCGCCGCUCCUCGCCGGGGCCGCCGCCAGGGAGGACCUCCCGGGCUACCUCGCCCUCGUCGCCCGCCUCGAGGAGGCGCUCCGCUUCCUCGCCGACAACUGCGGCCUCGCCGUCGACUGGCUCUCCGACAUCGUCGACUACCUCGGCAAGCGCAGCCUCGCCGACCCCCGAUUCGUGGCCGACCUCGCCGGGGCGCUCUCAAAACUCAAGGGCGUCCCCGCCGCCGGCCUCGACGCCGGGCUCCUCACCGCCGCCCUCGACGUGCUCGAGGCCGAGUUCUGCCGCCUCCUCGCGGAGCACUCUGCUCCGCUCGCUAUGCAGGAGGACCACGACAAGGCCAAGCCCGCCGCCGCCUCCAUCACGCCGCCGAGGAUCCCCGCCGCCGCCGUGCAGAAGCUCGGCCUCACCCUUGACCGCCUCGCCGCUAAUGGGCGGCUCAGCUACUGUGUGGCGGCGUAUGCCGACGCUCGUGGGGACACGGUGAGCGCCAGCCUCCACGCGCUCGGCCUCGAUUACUUGCAAGACCAGACACAGGAUGCUCAGGCGCUGAGCCCGAGCGUCGAGCUCUGGGGCCGGCAUUUGGAGUUCGCGGUGCGCCACCUAUUGGAAGCGGAGCGGAAGCUCUGUGUUGCUGUCUUCGAGCGGCGGCCAGAAGCCGCGGCCGCUUGCUUCGCGGACAUUGCGGCGCGCGCUGGAAUUCUUGAUUUCCUCAAGUUUGGCCGCGCCGUGGCUGAUGCCAAGAAGGACCCCAUCAAGCUCCUGAGGCUGCUUGAUGUGUUCGAUUCUCUCAGUAAGCUCAGAUUGGACUUCAACCGGUUGUUUGGUGGAAAGGCAUGCCUGGAGAUCCAAAGCAGGACCAGAGAGCUUGUGAAGAGAGUGGUGGAUGGCUCUGUUGAGAUUUUUGAGGAGUUGCUGGUGCAGGUGGAGCUGCAGCGCAAAAUGCCGCCCCCAGCCGACGGCGGAGUGCCAGGCCUGGUUACCUUCGUCCCCAAGUACUGCAACCAACUCCUUGGGGAGCAAUAUCGGUCUGUGCUCACACAAGUGCUUACCAUCCACCGCAGCUGGCGCAAGGAGGCGUUCAACGACAAGAUGCUCGUCGAUGCAGUGCACAACAUUGUUAAGGCCCUGGAGGCCAACUUCGACACAUGGGCAAAGGCGUAUGAGGACAAGACGCUGUCAUCUCUCUUCAUGAUGAACACCCACUCGCACUUCUUCAAGCACCUGAAGAGUACCAAGAUGGGGGAGAUCUUAGGUGAUGAAUGGCUCCGGGAGCAUGAGCAGUACAAGGACUACUACUCAGCACUGUUUCUAAGGGAGAGCUGGGGAACGCUUGCGCCCCUGCUGAGCAGGGAGGGUCUGAUCUUGUUCUCCAAGGGUCAGGCUACAGCAAGGGACUUGGUGAAGCAGCGGCUCAAAUCGUUCAACGCCAGCUUUGAUGAGAUGUACCAGAAGCAGUCCGCGUGGAUCAUACCAGAUAAGGAUCUGCAGCAGAGGGUGUGCCACCUUGUGGUGCAGGCUAUAGUGCCUGUUUACCGUAGCUUCAUGCAGAACUACGGGCCGCUUGUCGAGCAGGACAUCAGCGCGAGCAAGUACGUCAAGUACAGCGCUGAAGGCCUUGAUAAGAUGCUUAGCACCCUCUUCAUGCCGAAGCUUAGGACUAGGAGGACUGCAAGCAUGCAGAUCAGAAACUCAAAUGGCAAGAUUGCCAGUGCAGUGACUGGGCUGCAGCGGAGUGCUUCAACAUUGCAAUAGCAUCAGUUGAAACUCCGGAAAGAUUGGAUGUACAGUAGUGUUGUGCAAUAACUGAAUAAUCAAAGAAUGAUUUAAUUUAUUUCGAGCCAGGCGUUGAAGAUCCCGGCUGUGCGGGAUACAUUGUAAUCGCUCGACGAUAAUAAGAGCUGCUGGAGCAUAGUAAGAACAUAGACUUCUCCAGCACUGACAUAGUGGGGGAGAAGGAAACUGAAAUCAUUCCUCAGAGCAUAUGGGGGUCCCCUUCCCCUAGGCCAUUCUCUUCGCAUUUGUAUCUCUAGCAUUCAUAUACUCUAUUCGUUUUAGGAAACUUAUGUGUGGAGCAUAAGAUGUGUAAUCAGUUGUCUGGUAUAUGUCAAAGAUUGGUUGUAAUUUAGGUGGGUAUUUAGUUGUUUUUAUCAAUGUUCAUUGAAUUAUAUGGAAGUAUAUUACUGCCUGUGACAAAAA
Messenger RNA from Triticum aestivum (bread wheat), 2947 nucleotides. RefSeq names its product exocyst complex component EXO70A1. Gene Ontology annotation, molecular function: phosphatidylinositol-4,5-bisphosphate binding. The coding region runs from base 464 to 2503 and encodes 679 amino acids. NCBI's taxonomy places the organism in Eukaryota, Viridiplantae, Streptophyta, Magnoliopsida, Poales, Poaceae. Gene Ontology annotation, biological process: exocytosis. The record is from RefSeq and is a predicted model, not a curated record. Gene Ontology annotation, cellular component: exocyst. The transcript has a single exon.